Messenger RNA from Morchella sextelata, 1260 nucleotides. RefSeq lists its product as uncharacterized. The transcript has 3 exons. The record is from RefSeq and is a predicted model, not a curated record. Lineage: Eukaryota; Fungi; Ascomycota; Pezizomycetes; Pezizales; Morchellaceae. The coding region runs from base 1 to 1260 and encodes 419 amino acids.
AUGGCUGCCGCAUAUAGUGCUGUCGAGCGUGUUCACGCCCCGCUUUCUCACCCAUUGAUCGAUAUGAAUCCCGAGAUAGCCCACAAGAAACUCUAUUGGUCCUCGUCGUUCCAGAAGAUGCAGGAAGAUAUGGUUGCGAAUAAGGACUAUUCAAAUAUCAAGACCCAUUACCCUCGGAGGCGUGAUGUCGAUGAUCUUAUCGUCCUCAAUGUCUAUACAACCAUUGGUCCUACACCCGGUUGGGGCCUUGGACCCUCCCCGCUCUCGCCUCUCUACCUGCAUUACCCAGCUCUCCAUCCGGCGGAUCACAACCUCCCAAAAGUGCCUGUACCCAAGGUCUCGGCGUUACAAUCGAUUAGUAACAACUACGCCGGCAAGCCGCCCCACGCUGCUCCUGACCGUCCAUCCAUGUUACAAUACUUCUUGGACCGUAAAGACUUUGUAACCCGCCAGAGCACGACCACAACCUGUGUCCGCUUUCUCGAAGAGUAUGCUGAAUGGCGUCUCAUAUUCGGCCCCAAUGAGGAUGCCGGCGAUUCCGAUAUCGUUCUUGCUUCUGAGAAGUCUCUCCUUCAAAAGUUGGGGCUCAAGGCCUGCGCAGCUGAGGUCACACGAGCCCUGGGAGAAGACACUGUUGCUGCGAGAAUCUAUGCUUCUCCGCGUGUUCGUGCCGUCAGUUUGGACCUUAAUAAGCCCUUGGGAACCCGCUUUACUUCCACUCCGGAUAGGAGCGUUGUCACCCCGUUGUACAUGGCCGGUCAAGAGAUCAAUGGAGAUCCCGGCGUGAUCCUUCACUACUCGAAAAGCGCAGAUAGACGGAGGAAGUACUGGUGGAUCUGGGAAGGCUCCUCCUGGAGCUGUAUCUAUGACCCCGACGGCACAACCGAGUGGCGCGAGGGCUAUCACAGUUCAGAAGUAAACGCUGCGAGAAGGAGGAGAGAGAAGGAGCAGGCCGAGGCUCAGGGCUAUGGAAGUGCGGGUGUGGAUGAUAGCAAGCGCUCUUCCACUGCUUCUAGUUUCGAUGAACUGAACUGCACUGUUAUCAAACUCUACAACUCGGACUAUCCCGAGCCAGUUGCAGCAAUCGAACUUGGAGCAGGGCAGAUGUGGAUCCAGAAGACGAUCGUCAUGGAGACUAUCGAUGUAGCUGUUGCUGUCAUCUUCGCCAUCGUCAACAUGGAGCGUGCUAUCAGGGACGAGUGUGCCGCCAGGGCUACAAAUGGGCGCAAAGGUUUCCUCAAAAGGCACUUCUCGUUGUGA